CUCAAGAGAUCAUUCUUAACAAUGCCACAGGAGUUGGAAGUACUUUUGAUUCCAGCAUGUAACACAAGGAAUGCCCACUUUUUUCAGAUAUAAAUUAGUCUAAAACAUGAACGUCUAUUAUCACAAGUGAAUUAAAGAAAGGCUGACCAACAUGCAUAGUGCUAUGAUGGACGAAAGCAUGAUGGGUAUGCUCGGGGGCGAAAGAUUUCUUGAGAAGAUGAAACAAGGUGAAGAGCAAUUCAAGAAAUUGGGGGGUCAGCAACUUGAUAAAGCUGUUACAACAAAGCUCCCAGAACUCUACAGAGCUGCAAUGGAAGGAAAUUGGAAAGAAGCUCGUUGCCAAUUUCGUUCCAAUCAAAAUGCAGAGACAGCAAAAAUCUCCAACCUUGGCAUGACAGCCCUUCAUGUGGCAGCUAGCUGUGGCCAGUCAGUGUUUGUGCAGAAGCUUGUGGGAGAGUUAGAUGAGGAGCAGCUUGAAGCCGGAGACCAACUUGGCCGAACUGCUCUUCAUCACGUGGCCUUAGCUGCAGAUGUGGACGCUGCCAAAGCAAUGGUGAACAAGAACCCAAUUUUGCCUUACCUUGGGGAUGUGAACAAACAUACUGCCCUCUUCUAUGCUGCUAAAUGGCGGAAACCGUCAGAAAGCAAGAAAAUGGUGGAAUAUCUCUACGGAGUUAGUCGGGAAGAAAAUUUGCCUCGUGACCUUCAGAGAAGAGAUGUUUGCAAUGCCUUCACAGAUGAUUCAGCUCCCGAUCUCAUUGUGGCAAUCACUGCUUCGGGGUCAUAUGAUGCUGCUUUGCGUAUCCUUGAGAGAUAUCCGGAGUUAGCUCUUAAAAAAAAUGACAAAGGAACGUCCAUACUUCAUGUACUUGCAAUGAAGCCUAAAGCAUUCCGGAGAGGAAAUGAACUUUCUCCAUUGAGAUCUGGAUCUAUGAUUUGGUACCAGUUGACGACCAGGAUUCAACAAAUCGAUGCUCAGCAGCUUCAUUCACUGAAUAUAUGGGCAUGUUCAUUAAAGGUUUGGAAAUUUUGUGUCUACUUUAUCUCCGUUUAUUAA
Messenger RNA from Coffea arabica (coffee), 1057 nucleotides. The record is from RefSeq and is a predicted model, not a curated record. Lineage: Eukaryota; Viridiplantae; Streptophyta; Magnoliopsida; Gentianales; Rubiaceae.